AUGGCGUUAUACUCAAACUUGGAUUUCCAGCAACAUCCGCCGCAAUCUGUCCAGUCUGUUGACAGUGACAGGCUUAUAGUGACCAUCCCGUUUAACUACACCUAUUUCGUCAAGCCCGAGCACACGCUUCAUGAGAGUCUUGUCCAUUCCGAUUGGCGACCUGUGGCCUCCGAUGCCGUGUCUGCGUUCCCGUUCUUCCAGAACCUGGCAUCUAACGCACUGGUGUGCGACAACCUCGAGCCACUAAGACGGGUGGUGAACCACGCAAACGACGCGUACGCUGCUUCUGGGAUCAUGGUUAUCUUGAACGAGUUCAGAGGAGCAGAGAUGAAACUGACCACCUCGGUCAUUGGAAACUACGCUUCGCAGAGAGAAAUGAACAAUGUUAGACUGCAAAUCUUCCGCAACUACUCGGAGAUCACCAGCCGUAAGAUCACAAUCGACUUCACAAAGAACAACUACUGUUUCACGUCCAUUGGCAAAAUCAAAGAGGAGCUAACAUUAUACCUAGACGAGAUUUCCAUAUACAACAAAUGCUCCAUCUAUAUUGUUCCGUCUAAAGAAAGUGUCUCCAAGUUUGACAUUGUCAUCAUUGGGAGCCAGGAUUGCUGCACGGUGACAGAAAACAAGGUCAGGUUGUUCAUCGACAACCUAAACCCGCUUUCGCACUGCGACUUUAUCGAGAUCGGCGCUCUCUCGCUGCUACCGUUGAUUGGUGGCACAGAGUUUUCCAAUUUCACCAACAUUGUCAAGAAAACACACUGCCACAUCUACCUGCCAAACCUCGUUCCUGAGCUGUACUUCAACAACUCGCUAGAUACGGAGGUCCAGAAACCAGCCAUCUAUAUCACCGGACUGAAAUCCAUGGUUCUGUUGGCCCAGGCCAUGCUUUCUGAGAUCAUCGACAAGAUCGAAAACACUCCGUUUAUCAAACAGAUCUCGGUCAUGCCUAUCAAAAGAGAGAGUCUGAUCCUGUUCAUGGAGGACCCGGAGCUUUUGAAGAACGUCAUGUUUGGCACAGGCUGUUUUAUCUCUGUUCCGUCGCUGGGUUACUCAAAUUCAAGCGGAACAGGCGAUACCGUCAGUUUCCAAGGAAACUCAAUCGAGGACAUUGAGAUCGCCAUCGAGAAGUUCACCAACCUGAUGACCAGUUUCUAUAGUGCAAAGUACGAGUUCAAGACCUCGGGAUCGUCAACUGCCGAUGUCAGCAAGCUGCUCAGUUUCAACGACUCGUUAUCCUUUGGAACAAACUCCAUAGUUUCGUUGGCCAAACUCAACGACGACUACGUUUUCCAGUUCAUUGGCAGAUCUGAAGGGCUGAAACAUGCUUCUGGUCCUCUUUCGCAAUUCCCGCCGUUUUUGGAAACCAAGCUGCUGAAAAGCUCGAUAGUUUACCAGAUUGAGCUCUCCAACAAGGAGAAAGAUUUCAUUUCAGGUAAGAAGAACGGUAAGAUCAUCAAGAUCAUGAACAUGUCUUCUGUUUCGAUCAAACUGCUUCCUUUCACUGAUGACAACUUCAUCGUUGAAAUCAACUGCAACGACCUGAUGGACUCUGUUUUAGGGCUCGGCCUUUUCGAGGACGAGCUUCCAACAAUGCUCACGUUCAACGUGCCAGAGUCCUUCCACAGACAAAUCAUUGGUGUUGGUGGCCAGACCGUCCAGACCAUCAUGCGCAAGUUCAACGUGUUCAUCAAGUUCUCGAACUCGUUCGAGUUGAACGAUGCGUCCGCUUCAGACCCAAACAAUCUUCAGGCAUCCAACUUCCAACAGUCUUUCAUCCGGAAGAACAACGUUGUGAUCAAAUGUCCGUCCAAGAACAAGACCCAGGUUCCGCUGGCCAAGCUAGAGCUGGAGAAGCUGAUGGCCAAGGUGAUGAACAGCAAUUAUUCGUGUUCUGUUGUCAAGCUAAAUCGUUCGCAAUGGAGACUCUUAACGUCUACUCCGUUCAAUUACAACUUGAACGCAAACCGGACAAAACCCAGCAACUUCAUCACCGAACUGGAGAAAACCACAAAUACUUACAUCAAAUACCCCAAGUUAGACCACGAGGAGGCCAAUCAGGACACUGUCAGUUUGGAAAUCUAUGGAAUCGACAACAACUCCAAGGUGUGCUGCGCGGAACUGGUCAAGCUGCUUCCGUACGAGUACGAGUUGAAGCUGCUUAAAUCUGCCAAUUUCAAGGACCUGACCGAGGCCGUGAAAAACGUGCGCAACAUGCUCUACCACCACGCCAAACGGGCUCAGCUGGAGUUCAUCAACAACAUUAUUGUUCCGCUGAAACUGUUGUACAACGUUGAAGUCUCUCUCAAGAGCAACAAGACCACUGACUCCGUCAUCCUCAACUUCUAUCCAGAGGCAUUUGGUAUCAGCUCUCUAUCCAACGAGAGACUGAACGAAGAAGUACAGGCAGAGGUUGGUCAGACCGACAAGUUUGGCCAGAUGUUGGAGAACGUCAAGAUUUUCCUCAAGAACCAGAAGUUCGAGGUUUUGGGCCAAACUUUCAAGCCGUGCGAGUUUGACAUCGUCACUCCGGACCAGCGAAACGAAAAGGAGAAUUUGUCCGCCAAGAACGAUGCUCUCGAAAUCGCUGACAACGGCUCUGUUUCGACACCAGCUACCGUCGUGAACAAAGGUCUGGGUCUUGGGUUCCAACAGCCAAUGCAACCACCGUCCAGAUUCGGGAUCAACAACAAAACCGUCCCUACCGCAGAGGCCCCGGCGCAAGGAUCCGGGUCGCGUUUCCAGAAAACGUUUGACAAAAUCAGCCCGUUUAAUGCUCCCGAGUUUAAUUUCACUCCGAUGAGCAACACUUAUUGA
Molecule: messenger RNA, 2817 nt
Organism: Ogataea philodendri
Lineage: Eukaryota; Fungi; Ascomycota; Pichiomycetes; Pichiales; Pichiaceae
Exons: 1
Coding region: 1-2817 (938 amino acids)
Molecular function (GO): RNA binding
Source: RefSeq, a predicted model, not a curated record